This is a messenger RNA of Dermatophagoides farinae (American house dust mite), 450 nucleotides long. NCBI's taxonomy places the organism in Eukaryota, Metazoa, Arthropoda, Arachnida, Sarcoptiformes, Pyroglyphidae. The record is from RefSeq and is a predicted model, not a curated record.
AUGUCAUUGUUGAAUGAGAAGGAAACAAUCGACAAUGACAAUGAUACCCGUGAUGAUAUUCGAUCACAAGUAUCAAGAUUAUUGUCAAAGUUUUUCGAUGAAGAUAAUGAUAAUCGAUCCACAACCAACACUUUUGUUGGCUGUGAUAAUAAACAAAAAUUGAAUGUCGAUGACCAUCACCACAACAAUGGCCAACAACAUCAAUAUUCGAUUGGUGAAGUCAAGAAUUUUAAUGAACAACUACGCAAUCAAUUGGAACGAAUAUUUGAUCGAAAUGAAGAGCUACAGGAAGAAUUACAACUACAUUUACAAUACAAUAGACAACUAUUGUUAGAAGUUGAAAAGUUUGAACAAUUCAAAAACGAAAUAGACCAAUUGACUGGCGAUGUACACAGUGACGAAGAGUCACAAUCAGAAAAACAAAUCGAAAACAACAAGGAAAAUGACUGA